Messenger RNA from Acaromyces ingoldii, 421 nucleotides. Its product is annotated as putative TIM8-translocase of the mitochondrial inner membrane. The record is from RefSeq and is a predicted model, not a curated record. The transcript is spliced from 4 exons. Lineage: Eukaryota; Fungi; Basidiomycota; Exobasidiomycetes; Exobasidiales; Cryptobasidiaceae. Bases 36 to 290 code for a protein of 84 amino acids.
AAACGACGUCCCUGGACAUCUCCACAUCGACAACGAUGGCAUCAGGACUUGGCGAAAGCGACCAGAAGGAGCUGCAGUCGUUCCUCGACGCUGAGCAGGCAAAGGCGCGCGUCCAAUCGAGCAUUCACAACUUCACCGACAUGUGCUGGGACAAGUGCGUUACCUCGUCUAUUGGCUCUCGCUUCGGCAGGGGCGAGGAGGCGUGCCUGGCAAACUGCGUCGAGCGCUUCCUCGACAGCUCCCUUUACAUCGUCAAGCGCCUCGAGGAACAACGUCACCAGGCACCAUAGUCGCUGUGUCUUCCUCUCGUCCAUCACCCUGUAGCGUUACUGUCCACUACUCAAUACAUUUGUGCAACAAAAUAGGAAAGUCACAGCUCUCUCAGACCAGCGUUGCAACAGACAGAUAAACCGGGAAAAGA